Molecule: messenger RNA, 545 nt
Organism: Selaginella moellendorffii
Lineage: Eukaryota; Viridiplantae; Streptophyta; Lycopodiopsida; Selaginellales; Selaginellaceae
Product: thioredoxin-like protein CXXS1
Exons: 3
Coding region: 92-439 (115 amino acids)
Source: RefSeq, a predicted model, not a curated record
UAUAAAGUCCUCCGUGGUCCAUGUGGGACGGCGCCUAAGAGUACUGGUUUUCAACGAGCCAACCACUCGCGCAUUUGCUCACAUUGUUUCCAUGGCGUCGCGGGUAGUGAUGGUGGAAUCUAUCUCGGAUUGGGACGGAAUUCUCAAGCAAGCCAAGUCACAAGACGCGAUCAUUGUGGCGCACUUUUCCGCGGAUUGGUGCGCCCCUUGCAAGUACAUGGCCUCCACAUUCCGCGAGGCGUCCACGCGAUUCCUCAAGCUCAUCUUCCUCACUGUGGACGUGGAUGAGCUCAAGGAAAUUGCCACUCGAUUGGAGGUCAAGGCAAUGCCCACAUUCGUGUUCAUCAAGGACGAGGAGGCGAUCGGCCGGAUUGUGGGCGCGAAUCGAGAACAGCUCGUCAAGAGAGUGGCGGCUCUGGCCACUACAGUAGCGGAAUAACAUCUGGAUAGAACAGAUUCGAUCGAUCACUUCUGUCCAGACACAGAAAAAUUUGAUGAAUCCCAAAUAGAAAUUUGGUGGAAAUUAUUGGCCCAGUGGGCCGCAA